Molecule: messenger RNA, 690 nt
Organism: Andrographis paniculata
Lineage: Eukaryota; Viridiplantae; Streptophyta; Magnoliopsida; Lamiales; Acanthaceae
Product: agamous-like MADS-box protein AGL61
Exons: 1
Coding region: 1-690 (229 amino acids)
Biological process (GO): regulation of transcription by RNA polymerase II
Molecular function (GO): RNA polymerase II cis-regulatory region sequence-specific DNA binding; DNA-binding transcription factor activity, RNA polymerase II-specific; protein dimerization activity
Source: RefSeq, a predicted model, not a curated record
AUGAGUACAUCAGGAGAUCAAUCUGGAUCUUCGCAGCGAAAGCUUGGCCGUCGCCGUAUCCCAAUGGAAAAGAUAGAAAAGAAGAACAAUCUUCAAGUGACUUUCUCUAAGCGUCGAGCAGGGCUUUUCAAAAAAGCUAGCGAACUUUGCACGUUGACGGGUGCAGAGGCUGGUGUUGUAGUGUUUUCGCCUGCUGACAAUGCUCAUUCAUUUGGACAUCCUAAUAUCAACUCAAUUACUGAAAAGUUUCUCUCCCCAGAGAACAUCGACAUAGGUAAUCAGUGGAGGGAAGGCCGUGAUUUGGCCCGGCUACGGCAAAGUGAGCUAGAUGCUUUGGCCCGAGUCGAGGCAAGUCUAGCUGCUGAAAAAGUACGGGGUGUAGAGCUGGAGAAGUUAAGGAGGGAGAGUAUGAUACCCUUUGGAGGCCCGGAUUUGGAGGGACUCGGAUACGAGCAACUACAAUUGUUAAAAGAAGCUAUAUCUCACUUUGGAAAGGAUAUGAAGAAUAUGACUGGGAAAAUGCCCGUUGCUCCACUAGCAUCAAAUAUGAGCAUGAAUUAUCCAUUUGGAAUGGGAGUAAGCACCAUGGUGCCAUAUAAUCAAUUCCCAGGACAGAGUGGCAGUGGCAACGGCAACAACAGCGGAACCAGCAACGACAAAGGGAAAGGCAAAGCUAAAUACUACGACUAA